CUCGGCAUCGGCUAUUAUGUCCGAAUCAGGUAUCACCACAGAGGGACAAGCGGCUGUUGGUGCUCACACAUUGAAACCGGCUUCUGCGCGAGGGGGAAGGGAGGGAAAAAGAAAUAUCACACCAGCUGCCGGUGUGUCGUGAUUGGUGGAGGGAUGAGUCUACCCUGCUUUACACGGGCCUCUCUCGUGGGCUGUCUCUUUCUCGUUCUCUGGCUUCCGGGAGCCCGCCUGGGGUCGUCGGCCUUGGUAGAGGGAGGGCUGGUUGGCCCUCUUGGCGAGCGGCGAAUCUCACGGUUUUGCACUGAAAGGAAAAAGGAAAAAAUGGAAAGAUGGAAGGAAAAAAAUGAAAAAUAAAAAACACGGUAGAAGUGACGAGACCACUCUACGAUACGGCAAUCCUCGAGGGAAGAGAGCAAAAAACUUGACCGCGGUCGACCCGCUGCUUUGAGAGGCGCAUUGAGAACCGCAAGAAUUCAUACCGGCAGUGCAGUACGACACUCGCCCGAACGGUUGAGGCAGCUCACGACGAUCCGAGCCAAGUUGCGAUAUGGUAUGAUACCGCAGUGAUAGAAUCGUUGGGGACAAAAAGUUCCAAGGAGAGAUGCGUUAUCUCUUGAAGCUUAGCUGCUGCAUCUAGCUAGCAAAAAAUUAGCACAGCAAUCGGUCCAGACUCGAUAAUUCGAUCGCAGAAUGAUACCGAUAUGAUAUCCGGACUGCCUUUGAAUUUGAAGCACAAACUUGUUGCAAACGGGAUCGAAUCACGCUGCACCUCACCUCUGCCCCCGCCAGGCUUCACGUUUUAUUUUAUUUUUUUUGUCGAUUUUGCCCCAAAACUAAUGGUAGCGGCACGGUACGGUACUGUACGAGUACUCGAGCACGCGUAGUGCGCACAGGGGGAAUAUUUCGGCCUUCUUUCUUCUGCCAGGCACGCGCUGUUUCUAAUUUCCCUUACCUACAAGUACCGGUAUCGUGCAAGUGCGAGUACAGUACAUGUACUCGAGCACAGUGGGGGGGAGAGAGCGAGAGCGAGGGGUGGGGGAAGCACUUGGGUAAUAUGGGUAAAUACUUGAACACCUACUCGAGCAUGUUACAUGUAUGAGCACGAGCGCUCGAGUUCGCAGUGUGUGGUAUGCAAGAUGAUUGCCGCGGUGACAAUGAAUGGAUGCAUGGAAAAUGUGUCUACUCGAGUACCGGUAUCGUGACUACCGCUGCCGCGAUUUGACUCGCGGUGAGUGGGGGGGCAAAAGCUCGUUGAAUUUCGCCCCAGAAACCGGCACCCGGAUUGGUUCACCAAAUGUCACCAUUCUUUUGAUGUCUUUGCCAGUAAUUCUAAUGGAGGGUGGCUCCCAUGCAUUGUAUUCGGAGUCGAGCCACUCCUGCUCCGCCCCCCCUUUCGGAUUUGUCUAGCUCUCCUCCAACUAAGUUUCACUCAUGUGAGAGUCCUGUCACACAAAUAGCUUUUCUCUUCCGACUGCUGCACCCAUCGUCCGAGCCCCUUCCCCUUCAACCCAGAACUCAGUCAGUCAGUCUUUCAAGGGCACCAUCCAUCUUCACAUUCCUUUCGGUCUUCCACCGUUCGUCGUUCCUUACUUUUGUUUUAUUUCGGUUUGCCCUCUCGACAUCAUCGGAAUCCUCACGCUUUUCGCGACGCAGGCCGUCUAAUUUUUUUUGUCCCAUUCUUUUAACGUUUUUUUUUCUUUUUUUUCUUUUCAACUUGCACUCACUACGGUAGCCAUUCUCUGUACCGCAAGGAUUUCUUUCACCAAACCUAAAUCAACCUUGAUUCUGCGGGUUUCGAUAGCUCACAAAGGAGGUGAGAACGGAAAAAAAACGAAUCUGGGAGAAAUCUUGGAAAAAUGGUCAACUCGGUAGUGAUAUCCUAUGUUGCAACAAACAUCAUCUUCUUGGGGACUGGUAUUCUGCUCGUGUCGGCUGCGGCGAUAUGGCAGAAGGAGUUGAUGGGUGAACCAGCGAUGGACUCGGUUGCAAGAUUGCUGUUGUUGAAGAAGGCACCCCUUAGUGGUAAGCUUCGUCCCUCGACCCUUCCAGACUAUUGGGGAUACGGGCAUGGUGGGCUACGGUAGAGUUUUGUGGUUAACGAGUUCACUGGCUUGGUUUUUCAGCGGUAAUCGCAAAUGGAGUUAUGGUCCUCGCCGCUUUCCUGCUUUCCCUACCAACUUUCGCUCUACCGACAUCACGAACAUGGCUCAAGGCCCACGGCUGGUUGGUCAUGGUGUGCGCGCUCUUCACGAUGGUAUUGGGAUUGAUGGAAUGGGUCACCACUCUUACCACCCGGGCGAAUCUCGAGACAAUCUGGGGUCAGCAGACUCCUCAGAUCCAAAGCAUGCUUCAACAGAAGGUUCGUUAUACAGUACCUCCCGAUAUUGCGGCGCUUAAAACCGGUUUCAUCGCAGGGCAGCACUCUCCCGAGUUUCGCGUUGCGUGGUUGCCCUGCCUAAUUGGGAAAGUCGCUGAUGAUUUAUCCGCUGUUAUUUAUAGUUCAACUGCUGCGGAUACCUGAAUAGCACUUCUCCAUUGUACGUCGUCGAUAGCGUGUGCACGAAUGACAUCUCUGCAGCAUCGAAGGAAGGUUGUGUUAGCCCCUUUUCGAACUAUGCUGAGAGAUGGAUUAACCUUCUCUUCACCGCUCUUUUUGGCAUUGUUGGUAUGUUUUUCAAUCUUCCCCGCACACUAUUUAAUUUCACAGACUGUUUCCGCCAGGGAUGAUGCUGAUCUGUAUGCAAUGAAGGGAUGGAUGCUGUGCUCAUACUGUGCGCUGCGAUGCUUAUCCGGUACCGCAAGGAGCAGCUGCGCUACAGGCUCAUCGAUCAGAAAUGGGGUAUGGGCAAUAUCUAAGAGGUUGCGGAGGCGUGGCUUGGUGAUGACCGGAGGAGAUUUUCUUUCCCUACGAGUGGUGGCGCCUGGAAUCACCGGGGCUUUAUGCAUUACGACCAAAGCCGUGGAGUCAGGCACCUGCUGCGUGCUUUAACCCACCGUUCGAUGAUGGCGAGUCAGGGGCGGUGAGUGAGCAUCGGGAAAGCACGUGGAAGCUGUUCGGACAGUUACGGUCUCUCAUUUCCUUCCAAGUCUACAUAAUACCACGCCGUGUUAGGUCGAUCGACAGGCAUGUUGCGUCUGUUUCUAUCUAUCAGCGAGUCCUUUUUUUUUUUUUUUUUCUUUUUCCUUUCUGUGCAUUUUUGUUUUUUGUUUUCUUUUAUUUUUUUUCUGUGUUUGUAGUAUUUAUUCCAUUCGAUCCUCCCCUUUAUACCCUUUGAGGCUGCAUUCGAUUCCUGCUGUUUGUAUCAUAUUUUUUAUCCGUAGCUUGGGCCUGCUUGCCAGCCUUUUCUUUCUUUGGUUCAGACUUUGUUUUUCAUUUCAUUUCAUUUUUUUUCGUGGCAUCACUCUUGCUUCGAGAGCGAUCUACUGUACGACAUACAGAACACUGGAGGUUGGGGAGGGGGAGGGAGAUGUAGAUAGCAUGCACUCAAAUGCCGGCAUACCAAACUCAAUGAUUGCUUCCCUCCCCCCCACGCUAGCCGCGGUUCUUCUGGAAGCCACUCCAUA
Messenger RNA from Tuber aestivum (summer truffle), 3564 nucleotides. NCBI's taxonomy places the organism in Eukaryota, Fungi, Ascomycota, Pezizomycetes, Pezizales, Tuberaceae. The record is from the annotation of a GenBank genome assembly.